AUGCACCCCGAGGCCUCGGAGCCUGCGGCGAACGGGGCAGCGGAGCUGGACUGCGUGCAGCAGCCCGGCGUGGAGGCGUCCGCGGGUGACCACGGGAACGCGGGCCAAGGCGGCCCCAGGCAAGAAAUUGAUGAUCCUAAGGAAAUAUGUGUGGGUCCUUCUGACACAUCCUACCAAAAUCAGCAGAAACAGAGUGGCGAUGGUGGGUCAGACAGUCACUUCACCCACCCAAGAGAUGAUGGGAAAGAUCAGGGGCUCAGAAUGACUAAAAGUUUCCUGCAAAAACUCUGCAAGCAACACAAGCUUUAUAUUACCCCUGCAUUGAAUGAUACGCUGUACUUACACUUCAAAGGUUUUGAUCGCAUUGAGAACUUGGAAGAGUAUACAGGACUACGCUGUCUCUGGUUGCAGUGCAAUGGAAUACAGAAAAUCGAGAACCUGGAGGCCCAGACUGAAUUGCGUUGCCUCUUCUUGCAAGUGAACUUGCUUCAUAAAAUUGAGAACCUAGAGCCUCUGCAGAAACUGGAUGCUCUUAACCUCAGCAACAAUUACAUCAAGACCAUUGAAAACCUCUCCUGCCUCCCAGUGCUGAACACGCUACAGAUGGCCCACAAUCACCUAGAGACUGUGGAAGACAUACAGCAUCUGAAGGAGUGUGUGAAACUCUGUGUACUUGACCUGUCCCACAAUAAGCUGAGUGAUCCAGAGAUCCUGAGCAUUCUCGAGAGCAUGCCUGACUUGCGUGUUCUGAAUUUGAUGGGAAACCCGGUUAUUAGGCACAUUCCUAAUUAUCGAAGGACAGUCACCGUUCGUCUAAAACACUUAACAUACCUGGAUGACAGACCAGUUUUUCCAAAGGACAGAGCUUGCGCGGAGGCAUGGGCCAGGGGCGGGUACGUGGCUGAGAAGGAAGAGCAGCAGCAGUGGGACAGCAGAGAGCGGAAGAAGAUCUUGGACAGCAUCGAAGCCCUGGCGAUGAUCAAGCGGCAGGCCGAAGAGAGGAAAAGACAGACAGAAGGCCAGGAGAGAGGGGACAGGCCACCAACCAGCAGCGGCGAGAACACGUGUGACAGCACGGCAGGCAGGGAAGAGCCUCCCGUGGAUGGAGAAAUACAGCAGAAAAUGCAGUCGUUUGUUAGGAAAAGCUUCGAGGCCAAGGAUGAGCUGUGCCCGGAAAAGACAGGAGGAGAAGAAGAGGAGCUGCCUUCAGAGGUUGACAGAGAGAAUAAAGGCCAGCAGCCGGAGGGGACCCUCCCGGCUAAGGCCCCAACACCGCCACCCCUUGGAGCUGCUGGGGCAGAAUCAACUCCCCAGAUUGUGGCCACCGAGAGUGUAUUAGUUACAGAACUUGAUGGUGCUGGAACUGAAGAUUUAGAAGCCAUUAAACUGGAGACAAAGGAGACGUUAUUCAUCAAUGACCUACCUGACCUGGAAGAUAUGGAUGACACAGGAGAAUCUCUGGAAAACCAGGAUAAGAAAAUGUGGUUUCCGAAGAUUGAAGUCAUCUCAAGCUCGAGUGACAACAGUGGCUCUGAACUAGACUGCACAUCGCUUCCCAUGCUGGGACAUAUGUCCACAGACACCCUUUCAAACAUAUUCGCAGUCUCUAAAGACACCUCAAAGAAGGCAGAGAUGCCUUUCACAGAAAUAUUUAAAAAGGAAGCAAAGAGGGGCUUGGAAAUGCAAAGUAAAGACCCGAAAUCCCCACGGCCGCUGAUUGAGGAGCUUGGUGGCGAUGAGCCCUUGGACCAGCCACCAGCACCCCACCCCUGUGAAAGAGACUUUGUACCACCCCCAGCUAGUGCGGAUGGGGACAGCAGCCUUUGUGCAGCCUCUCCACCAGGAAACAGAACUGAAGAGAACGAAGUGUGGUCUGAGAUGGAGCCCAAGGAGCCCGGGGCAGGGGCACACCAGGAGGAUAUUGAGUUUGGCUUGGACUGA
Molecule: messenger RNA, 1941 nt
Organism: Cynocephalus volans (Philippine flying lemur)
Lineage: Eukaryota; Metazoa; Chordata; Mammalia; Dermoptera; Cynocephalidae
Gene: DNAAF1
Product: dynein axonemal assembly factor 1
Exons: 12
Coding region: 1-1941 (646 amino acids)
Molecular function (GO): protein binding
Source: RefSeq, a predicted model, not a curated record